GUACUGUUGUUUGAAAGAUGGCGACAGAAGGCGAGGCAGAUAGUGCGCCUUUGGUGGAAGCGGAGGCUGUAGAAAGCGAUGCUGCAUUUGGAGACUUGACCACAAACAUGGACGCAGAAUCUUCAAAUGGCAAAGAAGCUAUGGAUACCGCCGGUGAAGGUUCGGAGGCGGCCGAUGCGCAGACCGUUUCAGGAGAUGAGGAGAACGGGCGGCAGCUGGGGGAGGUGGAGCUGCAGUGCGCGCUCUGUAUGAAGUGGUUCACCGCGGACACAUUUGGCAUUGACACGUCAACUUGCCUCUCAUUCAUGACCAACUAUGUGUUCCACUGCAAUGUGUGUCAUCAUAGUGGCAACACCUACUUCCUGAGGAAACAAGCCAAUCUGAAGGAGAUGUGCCUCACUGCUCUGGCCAAUCUCACAUGGCGUUCGCGGACUCAGGACGAACACCCGAAGACCAUGUUCUCCAAAGAUAAGGACAUUAUACCAUUCAUCGACAAAUAUUGGGAAUGCAUGACGACCCGGCAGAGACCUGGGAAACUGACGUGGCCAAACAACAUAGUAAAGACCAUGAGUAAAGAGCGGGAUGUUUUUCUGGUUAAAGAGCAUCCUGACCCAGGGAGCAAAGAUGCUGAAGAGGACUACCCUAAGUUUGGACUCCUUGACCAGGAUCUUGCCAACAUUGGACCAUCGUAUGAUAAUCAAAAACAAACAACUUCUGUUACUACUGGGGGAGGACUGAAUGCUGUGCAUUGUGUUCCAGGUGGAUCAGCCUUCUCAGGUGCACUGGCCCCUGGCGGGACGGGAAAGGGCCGAGGAGCCAAGCGCAAGCAGCAAGACGGGGGCACGACGGGGACCGCCAAAAGAACCCGCAGCGAUCCGCUCUUCUCCGCUCAGCGGCUGCCCCCCCACGGCUACCCGCUGGAGCACCCCUUCAACAAGGACGGGUACCGUUACAUCCUGGCAGAGCCGGACCCCCACGCGCCGGACCCAGAGAAGCUGGAGCUGGACUGCUGGGCGGGGAAGCCCAUCCCUGGGGACCUGUACCGGGCCUGCCUGUACGAGCGGGUGCUGCUCGCCCUGCAUGACAGAGCGCCCCAGCUGAAGAUCUCGGACGAUCGCCUGACGGUGACAGGGGAGAAAGGCUACUCCAUGGUCCGAGCCUCCCACGGAGUGAGAAAGGGGGCCUGGUAUUUCGAGGUGUCCAUCGACGAGAUGCCCCCGGAUACGGCCGCUCGACUGGGCUGGUCUCAACCUCUAGGUAACCUGCAAGCCCCGCUGGGCUAUGACAAAUUCAGCUACUCUUGGCGCAGUAAGAAGGGGACCCGCUUCCACCAGUCCAUAGGGAAGCACUACUCCGAUGGCUACGGGCAAGGAGACAUCUUGGGCUUCUUCAUCGAGCUUCCAGACAACACAGAGACUGCCAAGGCACUGCCUGACACCUACAAAGACAAGGCACUGAUUAAGUUCAAAAGCUACCUGUAUUUUGAAGAGAAGGACUAUGUUGACAAGGCAGAGAAGAGCCUUAAAGCUGUGAGCCCCAGCAGAAUGAUAUUUUAUAAGAACGGUGUGAACCAGGGUGUGGCCUUUGAGAAGCUGUUUGAAGGAAUGUACUUCCCAGCCAUCUCCCUCUACAGAAGCUGCACAGUGUCUGUAAACUUUGGACCACAUUUCAAAUACCCUCCAAAAGAUGUCAAAUACCAACCAAUGAGUGACAUGGGCUGGGGAGCAGUGAUUGAACACACGCUAGCAGACAUGCUGUACCACGUGGAGACCGAGGUGGACGGUCGUCGUAGCCCCCCUUGGGAAGGUUAACCCCCCCCCCCCCACCACCACCACC
Molecule: messenger RNA, 1836 nt
Organism: Megalops cyprinoides (Indo-Pacific tarpon)
Lineage: Eukaryota; Metazoa; Chordata; Actinopteri; Elopiformes; Megalopidae
Gene: ash2l
Product: ash2 like, histone lysine methyltransferase complex subunit
Exons: 17
Coding region: 18-1811 (597 amino acids)
Cellular component (GO): Set1C/COMPASS complex
Molecular function (GO): protein binding; transcription cis-regulatory region binding
Source: RefSeq, a predicted model, not a curated record